Dimorphilus gyrociliatus is the source of this 3709-nucleotide messenger RNA. Lineage: Eukaryota; Metazoa; Annelida; Polychaeta; Dinophilidae. The record is from the annotation of a GenBank genome assembly.
CUUUUAAAGCAACAUUAUGGCGACUGCCGCUGAGGUACCCCCAAAUCCAGUUGCAUCGAAGGACGUUGAAUUGGAAGAUGCUCAAAGCGACUUGCGUAAGCAAAAUUCUUUGGAAAAUAGUAAGCAAUAUGUCGAAGCUCCAAUACCGAAAACUAAUCCGUGGAGGAAAGUUAACUCCAAUAAUUCAACAGAGGAACAAGUUAUAAAACCUGAGAAAAAAGUCGAGGAGAAAGGCAAAGUGCCUACUCCUGAGAAGAAGGCAAUAAAUGACACGGAAAAUUGGCCGUCCCUUCUUGACGUUGUCGAAACAAAAGACAAGAAGGAAGCUUCAAACGGCGACAGUACUGAUGAUUCGUCGAAGGAAAACAAAAACGGCGGUUCAGAAGAUAAUUCCGUAAGAAAGAAAUCAAGCUCAAAGCAAAAAUGGAAGCAGCUAGAAAUAGAAUUACCCAAGAAGGAAAGAUAUUCCAGACGUAGUCGAAGUCGAGAGAAUUCGCCAGGCGCCAAUGGCAGAGGCAGAGGCGGAAGAAGAGGUCAGUGGAGUUCAAAUUGGCGAGGUAGAGGAUUCGGUAGGGGGUUAAGAGGAAGAGGCAGUGCAGGAGGACGCGGAAAUUCGAGAUUUAAUCGACCUGCCAGUGCUUCUGAUGUUUAUGAAGCCGCUUCUGCUCCUACGUUUGAAACUACGCCUGAACCAGUCGACAUGGCUGUUGGCAACAAUUUUGUACCUUUGCCAGGACCAGUCUACUAUAACAGUUUCACUGGAGCAAACGAUGAGAAUGUCGUUAUGGAUUUGAUAAAAAACCAAGUGGAAUAUUAUUUGUCUCCCGAGAACCUCCAAGGGGAUAUCUACAUACGCCGUAAAAUGGAACCAGGAACUGGAUGGGUUGAUAUAGGUCUAAUUGCAAGCUUCCAUAGAAUGCGAAGCCUGACGCAGGACUUGGGACAGAUUGCUCGUGCUCUAAAAAUGAGUACAAAAGUAGAAUUGUCAGAAGACGAAGCGAAAAUUCGAACCAUUGAAUCACCUGCUGAGUGGCCUUUGGAAUCGACUGAACCAGAAGUGGCCCCUCAGCUGCCUCCAGCAUCCUCAUUGGGUCUUAACCAGAAUUCUGGGCAGUUGAAUGUGAAUGUUCCAGAGUUUGUACCUGGAAAACCGUUUAUCCGCGAAAAUUCUGCAGAAUUGGAUAAACUAUUGACAACUAAAAAUCCUCAGGAAGCUAGUUUGUCAGUAUCUGCUCCAACCUCUGACUUAGAAUGGCAGGAAGUCAGGAAAAAGAGAAGUGAGCACAAAGAAAAGAAAAAACCAUCGAUUUCUAAAUCGUCCAGAAAGGAGCUCGAAGAAUUAGAUUUUAUGUUUGACGAGGAGAUUGACAUUUCAGCGGCGGCUGGAAGAAAGAACAACUUUAGUGAAUGGUCAGAUGAUGAUUCCGAUGGAGAAAUAGCAGACAUCGACUUAAGCAAAAUUUUAAUUGUCACACAAACACCGCCUGCCUUUCGAAGACACCCUCAGGGAGACCGUACAGGAGAUCACACCAGUCGGGCAAAGAUGACAUCUGAAAUGGCCAAGGUUAUUGAUGAGGGACUAUUUUACUAUGAGCAAGAUCUAUGGGAUAAAUCGGAUUUUACAACUUUUGAACGAUGUAUUCCACCUCAAAACGUUCAAGUUAUCUCUGCAGAAGACUUUGCUGCAUUAAAUCCGCAGAAAUCUGCCGCACCUGCUCAUCAAAAGAUUCCACCUCCCCCGCCUUCAGCUGAAUCUGAAUCUUCUGUCUCAGAGUCAAUGUUGCAAAAAACUCCACGUACUCCUCAUGGUAAAAAAGCACCAAGAUUUUUCCCGGUAAUGAAGGAAACGGCUGUACCUGACCCUGCUUCUCCUCGUAAACGAAAGACAAGGCAUAGCGAAAAUCCACCGCAAGAAGGUUCUUUCGGUUGGGUUAUCGAUGCUGCUGAUCAUCCAUUUGCUUCUAGUUCUGAGGUGCCAGUCCUUGAAGAUGGUUUGACUUCCUAUGGCUCAACUCCGGUUAACGCAAAUUUCCAGCAUCCAUCGCACGAGUUACUGCAGGAAAAUGGAUUUGUUUGGCAUGUCUAUCACAAAUAUCGAGCAAGAUGUCUUAAAGAGCGUAAAAAAUUUGGUAAUGGUCAAUCACAAGAAAUGAAUACCCUUUACCGAUUCUGGUCGUUUUUCCUCCGUCAACAUUUCAAUCGAAAAAUGUAUUCGGAGUUUAAAUGUACAGCUGUGGAGGACGCAAAACACGGAUUUCGUUAUGGUCUAGAAUGUCUUUUCCGCUUUUAUUCUUAUGGCUUGGAGAAGAAGUUCCGACCUGACUUGUUCAAAGAUUUUCAAGAGGAAACUGUUAGGGAUUACGAAAAUGGACAAUUAUAUGGAUUAGAAAAAUUUUGGGCGUUUUUGAAAUAUUCAAGACGAACACCUAAUGUUGAUUCAAAAUUAAAGGAUUGGUUGAAUCGGUACAAGAAUCUAGAAGAUUUUAGAGUUUGCGAAGGGGAGGACGACAAAAGGAAACACCGUCAACGACAUUCAAGUACAAGAUUAAGUCAAUCAAAGGCCGAUUAGUUCUUUCACAUCAUUUCAUAAUAGACUAUAAUCUCAUGAAAAAAACCAAAAAAAAUAUGAAAAUAAUACCGGGCUGGGCAUACCAUGAUUAUUUUCGUCUUCAUUGUUUGGGCCUAUGCACGCAAAAUAUUGUUUUUUAGUUUAUUUGCUACUACCAAAAUAUCAAGAUCGUUGUACAUUAAUAGCUUAUUUGGCAAUAAGCAGGAAAAAAAAACUGCUCAAAAAUUAUACAUAAAAAAAGCGCCUAUAUAUUGUAGAUAAAUAGUUUUGUGCUUGGAUAUUUUUUGCAGUUUAGGUUAUCAUCUAACAAUCCAGGUGUGAACGGUUUCAUUUUUGCAUACUUGAUUUCUCUUUGUCAUUGUUUAUUAACGUAAAGAGUGUUUUUACGGCAACUGUUAUAAAAAUGUGUGUAUGAUUUUCUUAUGGAGUAUAAGAACAUUAUGGCGUACAUCACAAAACAUUGACAAAUUGUUAACGGAAAAAGGAAACUUUCCUGUCACUGUAAUUUUACGAUGUAAGUGUGUGCACUUAUAGCUUCCAUAUAUAUAUAUUUUAUAUUUUUGAAAAAUAUCGUAUAUUUUUGCUCUAAAUCUAAAAGAAUUAUGGUUACCGUAAACUUAAUCUCUGAAUGUUUAUUAAAGCAUAUGUGAUGUUAUUGUAUAAUGAAGGUUUACUGCAAGGGUUUUAUAUGUGUAAUGUAUAUAUCUAUAUAUAUUCGAAAAAAUGUGUUGGUAUGUGGUUUAGUUUCGAUAAUAUCUCUUUGAUUUAUGAAAUGUAUACGUAAUACAUUUUUUGUGUAAAUGAAAUUUUCUGAAUAUUUUAAAUAUUACCUCCCUAUUUAGUAAGGAACUUGGAAUAAUGGCUAGAAAGUUUCUAAAUAUUUAUGGCCUUGUCUUAGAUAGGGAAUACAUAGAAAAUUGAUGCAUAAAGAGUUUGUACCUUGGUCGAAAUUUUCCAAUUAUUCAUAGAUAUUUGUUCUAGUAUUACUUUAUUAUUUUCGUACAGAAGAAAAUUGUAUAAUAUUUUUCUGUUCAGAUUUGAAAAAACAGUUAAUAAAAAUAAAAUAUUUAUAUAAAUUUAUCUUUGUCCAAACUGUCAUUUACGCCUGAGAAUCCCAACAAUUGUUAUAAAACAGAUGAG